Molecule: messenger RNA, 1984 nt
Organism: Sabethes cyaneus
Lineage: Eukaryota; Metazoa; Arthropoda; Insecta; Diptera; Culicidae
Product: ubiquitin domain-containing protein 1
Exons: 4
Coding region: 822-1559 (245 amino acids)
Molecular function (GO): protein binding
Source: RefSeq, a predicted model, not a curated record
ACUUAGCGGACAGGCAGAAGAACCACAAGAGUGACUAUGUUGUAUUAGCUAGGAAUUGAUAGAAACUGUUGCAAAUCGGUUCACUUCCUGAUUUUUGUAGUGCGAAAUAAGCCAGAAAAAACGGUGAAUCUUUCUGCUGUGUUUCGUGCGGUGCCAAAUGGUCAUAAUCAGUAGAGAACUUCGGAAGCGUGAGUAGGAUACAGCCAUCAUCGUCAUCAGCAUCGUCACCGUCUUCGCUGCAGCAACGCAAGGCGAAAGAAGGCAACUUCAGAAGAUCACCCGUUAUGGUGGAAAAGAAGGUCGUCGCCGCCGCCGCUCAUCGGUACACUUACAGCAAUGGAAAGAAACAUCGGUAGCUACAACAGCCUGCUGCGUUCUGAUGGUUGAGAUUUUCUUCCCCGGAAGAGUUGUGACAGAUGUAGACAGAUCUGUGCUGUGUACAAAAUGUAAACGCAUGUAAAAAUAAUUUGCAUGUUGGCAAAAUAUGGAACAUUUCCUAAUAGAUUUCGAUUAAAUAAUUUAGGAAAUUGUUAGUAGAAUGCUGCGAUAGUUUUCGAAUCAAACGCGAAGUGUUUAUAUGCAAAAAAAAUUGAGCAGUUUUUAAAUCUUUAGUGUAAAUAGUGCAUCACCAGGGGAAGGUAAUAAAUUUUUAUUAUCUUAUAUAUGUGACAAGACGCAAGAAGAAAAACAAUACAAUCAAAGAUUUCAACGCGGCCAACAGUUCUGUUUGUACGAGUUUGCUGUAAAAAUUGUCAUACACCAGUUUCCACAGCGUAAAUCAUCAACAAAAGUGCCGAAAAACGAGCGGCGGCAGCCAUACCAUGGGAAGCUGCAUCGGAAUCAAUCGCAACGAGCCGGAAACGCUCGAUACCGGAUCGGCUAACAUUACCCGGCCUGUCACGGGAAACACCUCCAGCUACGUCGGAGUGCAGCGUAAGAACCAUCCGCUGUGCCACGAAACGAUUCGCUGGAAAUCAGAAGUGCCAUUAACGGAGGGACAGUUGCGCAGCAAGCGGGACGAAUUUUGGGAUACGGCGCCUGCCUUCGAGGGAAGAAAGGAGAUCUGGGAUGCGCUGCGAGCUGCCACCACUGCGGCGGAAGCGCUCGAUUUUCAGCUGGCCCAGGCCAUCCUGGAUGGGGCCAAUAUUUCCGUCCCGAAUGGGUACCUCACCGAGUGCUACGACGAGCUUGGAUCGCAGUACAAGCUGCCAAUCUAUUGCUUGUCCUAUCCGAUCAAUAUAGUUAAGGAAGAUUACGGGCGCGACUCGCCUGCGGAAUACUCAGAGCCAGUUGAUGGAGGUACUGAAAUUAUCCUAAAGCUGCGGCUAUCGUCCACGUGUACAGAUACUAAAUUACCAGUGUAUUCUAAAGACACAAUCGGUCAGUGUAAAAAGAAGCUACAGGCCCAAGAAGGGAUCGAUGCAUUUACCCAGCGAUGGUUCUACGGGGGCAAGCUGUUAGGUGAUAAGAUGCACGUCGAAGAGGCCCACAUACAGUCUGGCUACAUUGUGCAGGUUAUUGUAAAUACCGAAAAACAAUCGUCACUAGCGAUUAGCUAGCCGAGAAACGAGCGCAGAAGGUACGACCACGGCAUCGCACAGCAGCAAACCACAGUACGAUGUAGACAAGCAGCAGAUGGUCUGAGAUUGAGCAGUGAUCAGGAUAUCGCAGCGCUGGUUCUCAACCCAAGUGCUGGCUGCCAAAGUUCAGAUGUGUUAAUAUAUAUUAAAUAUUAUUCAAACAGGAGAUUUGAUGCCGCUACGAUACCGGUGUGUGCGGGCAGACUCAGGUGCACCCAUGGCAAACAUGGCGUUGCUCUUGGCCUUGAUCGUUGUUGAACGCAGUUUUAGAGGGAUGUUGAGUGCAAAAUAAAGAAUACACUUGAUGCUGUCGGUAUAAUAGAGAAAAAAAAACUAAUUUAAGUAAGUGAUUAGCUAUUAAUAUACUGAUAAGAGGUAAUUAUUAAUAUAUUAUCGAUCAAUAA